AUGUUUUCACUGAAGAAAAUCAACGACAAACUUUGUGAACACCAAUUAGAUUCAAGCGAUUGUGACAUUAUAUCAAUUGAAAAUGAGUUAGACAGUAAGAUAUCUCCCAAGCGUAAUGUAGCUGAUUCAAAUUGGUAUCGGGAAUCGCGAAAGAAUGCAAAAAAUCCUUUAAUUAGCCAGUAUAUACCACUGAGUAUAAAUUCGAAUAAUGCAGUUUCAAAUGAAAAGAGUGAUAAGAACGCCAGCCGAUUUACUUGUGAAGAGGAGGUAAAAUAUGCUGAAAAGUUGAAAGCUGUAACUACAAUGAAUCAAAAAGUAGUAAGCUCUGAAAUAGUUAACGACAGGGAGGUAAGAGCACAACCUACAGAAGAAGAAACCUGGUGUGGAGCAAGACGAAUGAACGAUGCAUCUCAAAGUCCAUCAAAUACUUGUCAAAAUCGAACUCAUGAAAAGGAAUAUAAAGGGAGUGAAAAAGAUAAACAAGAUUAUUCCCUCAAAAAUAAACAUUCUGAGUCAAUAAAACUAGAUGAACAACAAAUAAAAGCAGCUUUAUAUGAAUUGCAAAGACCAUCAUACCUACUAAUCCCACUGUAUUAUUUAUGUCAGUUAUGUUGGAAUUUUUGUCGUAGAUAUCCUAUUCGAAUCACAUUACGCCACAAACAGAAACGGAGACCAUUACAGAACAUAGAAUGGAUAUGUGUAAAAAAUACUUUAGGUUUGAUUUUUGGAUUAAGCCUAGGACUCAUAACAUAUUUCUUAUUUAUGAUCACAUUUUCAGGAAAUCCACAUUUAUCCACAUUAUUAAGCGCUUACAUCAUGUUGAUAAGUGUAUAUGGUUUAGCAUUCUCUGAAAAUUUUCAAUGUAUCACAUUAUUAACAUUUCCAUAUAUAAUUGCUACACGUUUACGUUGGGCAAUUUUAAUCUAUGCAACUGGUAUGUCAUUCAAUGGACCUGGUUUAAAUUUUCUACAUAAUUCAGGUAAUUUUCGCAAUUCCAUUGUUUGUAUCAUAGCACAAGUGAAUACAAAUAUGAUGGUAUUGAAAAAGUUAACUCAAUCACCAUUCAUUGUAUUGAAAGAUCAAUUAGAAAAUAUGAUUGAUGGUAUUAACAAUAUUCUAAAUACCUUAAGAAACUUAUUAUUUAAAAUUAAUUUCUCCAUUAUACAAUUAACUAAUGUAAUGGAAAGUCAAGCCAGUUGGAUACAUUCAUUAAUUAUAGCAUGUGAAGAUAAAAUUUCUUUAAUGAAUCAAUGUUUAGCUUUUUUUAAUAAUAUUUACUUUAGUUGUGUAAAUAGUUUUAAAAUUUUAAGUAGUCUAUGUCGUUUUAUCAGAUUUUUUGCUAAAGAUACUUGUGUUUCAUCAGAAAAAUUUACAGAUUUAUGCCGAAAACAAAGUGCCGUACUUGAAGAGACAUUGAAUAUUACAACAACAACAGAAUUAACUAAACAACUUCAUGAAAUAAUCCAUUUGAUUGGAAGUAAAAAUUUAACACUUUAUGGUAAUUUAAGUAAUAUAGAAGUUAUUUUCAAUGAUGAUCAUUAUAUAUCAAAUAAACUUCAACAAAGAAUGGAUCAUUUUGUACAAGCUAUUGAUGUUGUGAAAUUGAUUUUAGCUUGGAUUUUAGUAGUAUGGACAUUAUUCACCAUGUUGAUAUUAGUUAUACAAGCAAUUAUAUUUAAAAAGUGUUGGCUAUCAAAGGACUCAUAUGAUAAUGUAUAUAUAACUGAUGGAUUUAUUAAACAAGAAAUACAAGCCUUCAAACGAGGUUUGGUUCCCACAGUUCCAUUAAUCCGUAAAGAAAAGAAAUUAUACAAGAAGUUAUCAAGUUUCAGCUGGACUAUAUCAGAAAAACAAUCUGCAGUUUUUAAUUCUUUAAUGCUUUUAACAUGGAGUACUUCAAUUAUUCUAGUUAUGAUAACUGAUUAUGUAAUGUAUACAAUUUUUAAUAUUAUGUCAGUUUUAUUUUUAUAUGAUUAUUCUGAUUUUGGAAAUAUUACAGGAAAAGAUGAUGAACAAAUAAAUGAAGAUGAAACAAAUGAAUUAUAUAUUGAUGGUGAUUCAACAUUUGCAAAUAUUGUACAAUCAUUGAUUAGUUUAAUGAAUCCAUUGAAAAAUAUUGAAUUAAACAUAGAUGUAACACUUUGUCGACCAACAUUAACUCCACCAGAUUUAUAUAAAUAUGCUUUUAUUUGCUUAUUACUAAGUUUAGCAUAUUUUAGUGUUGUUUUUCAAGUGUAUAUUAUGCGUUUACGACAUGUCAUCAUGAUAUGGUACUAUCCAAAGACAGCAGCUAGACGUGCAGCCUGGCUUCGUAUACAUAUAAGAAAUAACCGUGGCUUAUAUAAUCGUAUUAUACACAAAAUUAAAACAAUAGAUAUCGCUUCAAAUCACCGAUCACAAAAUUUGUCACGAUUUGGAAGAUAUUUAUGCCGUAAUCCACGUGUAGCAUAUUUUCUUAAGUUAUUCGGAGUUCAACGCAUUAUUUGUACAUUUUGUGGUAGUGAUGGGAAUCCAUCAAAAAAAGUUGAAUUUAAACAGAAUUUCACACGUUGUGAAGAAUGUGAUGCUUAUUUUUGUCGUCCAUGUCAAAUAGCCUUGAAUCAUAUAUGUUUAUUAUGUCGUACACCAAUGUUUUCUAUGUCUGUUGAAGUAGAUUUUGAACAUUAUUCAACAGAUGAAGAAAAAGAGUAUAUCAAUGCACGCUAUUUACAAAUAAAUAAGCAUAGUUCAGUCAUAUCUUCUGAUAAACUUACCGACAUAUAA
Molecule: messenger RNA, 2763 nt
Organism: Schistosoma bovis
Lineage: Eukaryota; Metazoa; Platyhelminthes; Trematoda; Strigeidida; Schistosomatidae
Source: the annotation of a GenBank genome assembly